Anthostomella pinea is the source of this 1521-nucleotide messenger RNA. Lineage: Eukaryota; Fungi; Ascomycota; Sordariomycetes; Xylariales; Xylariaceae. The record is from the annotation of a GenBank genome assembly.
AUGUCCGUUGUACAGACGCUCGACGCUCGCUACAUUGACGGAGAGAAGCUGCUCAGGCUCUUGCUUAGCCUCUUCGGCAGCAGGAACUUUACCGUGGAGCACGCGAAUGACAACUAUACGUUGACAACUCCAAGAUCGUUGACUACAGCGCAUUCGAACGGCAUUCUCAUGGAUGAUGGAGGUCCGCUGCCUUAUAGCUCCAGCUCAAGUACAAUAUCAAAACACGGCCCAGCAUCCGUUGGGAAUGCAGAGCCUCUUCUGAAUCUUGAUGAGUGCUAUUUUCCAGGUCCGUUUCAAGACAUGAAUGGUGAUAAUUUUCCAGCGGACUGGAGGCCCUACAUAGAUUCUGUGUCAUCCAAGUCCUACGAUCAUGUCGAUCUGCUCGACAAGUGUCUGCAGCUCGACUCGGAAGCCCCCCGCAUCUUCUCCGGCAAUGACGAAAUGAAGGUGUGGACGAGGGAUGCAGAAGGCAAAAGAACCACGUCCUCCAUCAACGACACCUUGUCAAGCUCAGCGGAUGUUGUGUAUAUAAUCCAUCAAAGGCACUCGUGGAGCCCCCUAGACACAUCGCUAUCUGAGUACCAGAGGCUUCUUGUGUCCCAUGGGGUUUCCCCUGUCUUCAUUGAUGCGAUCCAGGCGUUUGGCUCCAAGGUCACCGGAGAGGACGACCCGUACUUCAACCUUCAUAGUCUUCGAGCCAGCGAGAAAGGGGCGGGCUACGAAGUCUGUUAUAUCCUCCGGACAUAUGAGAGGCAUGGAAGACAAAACCUCCAAGAUCCGUGGUCGCUACGCCAGAUGUCGGUGUACCACCAGUUCGACAGCACCAAUAAUCGUUCCGUUUGGAUCUUGGUGCAACCGUUCGCCAGGAGCAAGUCUGUGUUUCUGAGUCGCUGCUUCGACGCCACCUUGCGCCAGACGCCCGAGAUGCUACAUUCCGUGUUCAUCCACGGAGCAUUGGCGAGCUGGCGUUGGUAUCUGGAUGACCGACGGAGGCUUAUAAAUGGUUACAGAGAGAAGGCCGAGUUCUCACACGUUGGGCCGAAACAGAAAGACUACCCUUCUGAAUUCACCGACUGUAAAAAGCUGAAUCAGGUGGCCUCCUCGCUCCUACUCGGGAAGGAGAUCCUCACUUCAUAUGAGCAGGUUGUGCUCAUGUUACGUUCGCAGCACUUGGUCCAAAAGGGGAUCAUGCUAGAACACAUCCGAUGCAUCAGGGCGCGGGCUAGAGCUGCAUCGGUGCUCCGGGAAAUGGCAGAGAAGACAUCAGGCUUGCGUGUAGCUGUUGAGCUUGCUGGAAUACAGGAAAUCGGUUGCCUUGACCGCCCAGGCCCUGGCUUUGGCGGCUUUGACACGGGACUCCAAUUCUCAGACCCAGCAAAUGAAGAAUAUGGCCCUUCAGUCACGAACCGAGAUGCGGUCAACCAAGAUUAUGACAUAUAUUGCCACGCUGUAUUUACCAGUAACUCUUAUUGCUUCGCUGUUCUCCUCGGACCUGGUUCAGAUUCCAAGAAGAAUAUCUGA